Messenger RNA from Vicia villosa (hairy vetch), 7890 nucleotides. Its product is annotated as RNA polymerase II degradation factor 1-like. The record is from RefSeq and is a predicted model, not a curated record. The coding region runs from base 6735 to 7637 and encodes 300 amino acids. The transcript has 3 exons. NCBI's taxonomy places the organism in Eukaryota, Viridiplantae, Streptophyta, Magnoliopsida, Fabales, Fabaceae.
UUACACGAUACACAUUCAUAUACAUGCUUUUCUAAACUUCACUGUACAGACUAACUCAUACACAUCUUUUGUUUCUUUCACGUGAGAAAUUCUUACCCACAAAUUUUGUAUAUACAUGAACCUAACAUAUUAAUGUGCCAAACUUUCAAGUUUCAUUCUUUGUAAUAUACAGAACCACCAAACCUUAUUCAAAAGUUAAUCAUAUGAAGGAAUAAAACUUACCAUUAAAUAAAACAUAAAAUAUCACAAUUGGCAUAUGUUUUUGUUGUUGUUCUUUCUGCAGAAAAAGAGAAGUAAAUCCAAAACAGAGAGGGAUCAGAUCGGAAAACAAAUUUUGCCGGAGAACAAAUCGGAGCUAUCGGAGACAUUGCGAGUGCUGCUUAGAUCCGCUACCACCAAUUGUCGACCACCACUCCAGAUCAACCAAGAACCACCGCCUCCUCCGCCGCAAAUCAGUCCGCUCCGGCGAGAAUCGACAUCAUCAGCAGCUGCCAAACAACACCACCGACCUCCGAUCUAACCGCUGAGCCCUUCGUCCUUCACACGAACACCGGAUCCCGAUCUCAUAUGAAUCGCACCCGCUGUCAUCAUUAGCUCCUCUGCGAAUCAUCGUAAAUUCCGGCCAACAUCGUGGCCAUGGAGGUUAGAUUUCAUUCAUUCUCUUCCCUUUUUUCAUCUGUUUUCAAAUUGAUGCCGGUUAUUGGAGUAUUGAGUGUUGUUGCUUGGAUGUUGCUUUUAAUUUUGUUUGUAUCAUUUGCUGAGAAUUUGAGAUGAGGGAUAUAUGGUUGAUUUCACUGCUAUUCUGAAAAGUGUUUUUUUGUUUUUUUUUGUUUGUGUCUAAGAAAAGAUGGGAAAUGGUUCACGUUUCUCUCUCUACUAAGAAAACAAGAAAAAAAAUCUAAAUAACCAUGUUUAAUAAAUAAUUUAUACCUAAAACCAUGUUUUCGUCAAAAUUUCGCAUAUGACUAGAUUUCAGAGGUGGCCUCCACAUAGGAGCCACCUCAGGUGGCGCCAAUGUCCAUUUUUCUAUAACCUAUGCGCCACCCAGGGUGGCUUCAAUGUGUAUUUUCCUCUUUUAAGCCACCUGGGGUGGCGCCUAUGUGUAUGUCAUUUUUUUUUGUUUUUUUUAAUUGUUUCUAUACUAUUUUUUUUAAAUUUUUUUUAUUAAUAAAAUUGUUUUAAUUUUAAAGUAUUUAAAAUAUAUAUAUAUAUAUAUAUAUAUAUAUAUAUAUAUAUAUAUAUAUAUAUAUUAAAUUGCGAUAGAUAAAAUCAGUGAAACAGGUAACUCGAGCGUUCACGGAAAACAGUUGUUCAUUCAUUAAUUAAAAGGUACAUAGAAAAUAACCAACAGAAAAAGAUAAACUAAAACAUCUAAGAAAUCACCACGGUUAAAACAAUGUUAUUAGGUCCAUGCAUCAUUUGAAUGGCAUCAAUGUCGUAUUCCACGUUAUCCCAGAAAGUUAUAGUUGCUCCACUCACAGCAUCGGCCCUUGUUUUAAGCCUCUUGAUGCUUCUUAUCUGUUCGCCGGCUUCGUACUCCCCCUCUAAAAAACUCAUGAGAGUCCUCUUGAGUUGCUCGACGGAAGAGAUAUUCCAAAACAUAACCGGCAUGGGAGGUUUGACGGGUGAGAAUAUGACAUGUCCGUUCCUUCUGUGAUACUCCGGUUCAGGUUCGGCACGCCAUGUUGAUCUCCGGGGCGGCAACUCUGUUGUCCGGUGACAUCCAUCUGGCCUAAUGGUUGUCCAGCGAGGCAUGGUUGUGUUUGUGUGAUUGUUUGGUAUUUGGAGUUUGUGUAUCUAUGUGUAAACUCAACAAUAGGAGCCCCUAAUUUAUAAUAGUAGUGGGUAGAAAAAAGUAAUGAUGUUGCGUACUGUUUACAAGCACGCCUAACAUGUAUGAUAAAUGACUGACUUGAUGGGACUAGACGAAAGCAUGCGUAUUUGACUGUCCAAAAUAAAGAGUGGCAGUAUGGGCCAUGAAGACAAUUUCACUACGUGACAAAGACAUAACUAGUUGAUUUAAUAAAGGAUAAUACAAAUACAUUACCAAUAGAAAUACAAAUACAAAUACAAAUACAAAUACAAAUACAAAUACUAAUACAAAAACAUUAUCAAUAAAAAUACAAAUACUAAUACAAAUGACAUACAACUAAUUGUUGGUGGAAUUUGAUCCACGGUUAGGACAGGUAUUUCUAUUGUGCCCGACUUCACGACAUAUGCUACACUUUCGUACCAUUUUCUCAUGAUCCAUCUCGGUUGUGAUCCGGGUGCUGUUCGGGCGACCUCUUUUCUUUCUCCGCAUGUUAUCAUUAUGCCAAACCACGCCCCCUUCAUACGCAGGCCAAUAAUUCUCCUUUGCCAUCACUUGAAAUGAGUUGUUGUACACCCCGAGCAAGGUAUCCGCCUUGUAAAUGGGAGAUAAAAGUGCUAACGGAUCUUGAUGCGCAUACGAACAUGCUGCAAUUACAUGAGAGCAUGGCAUCCGAAAGGCUUGAAACUUUCCACAAUCGCACCACCCUUCAUCUAUAAGAACCCUGUAUUGUUGUCUCGGAAGGCCCUCGUUAUGGUCAAUCGUUUCUUUAACACUAAAGGUCCGGUUGAAUCGAUCGAAAGAUGUCACAAUGUGGCUGUUGGCUUUGGCAGAUUGCUCUUUCAUGAAUUUGACGCAUGUUUCGCUGAAUAAUUGUCCGGAUUCUAUAACUGCAUUUCAACGCUCACCUCUUCUUGCGAAAAGAGAAGCCAUCCUAUAGUAUGUUGCUUCCAACAAGGCAGUAAUCGAAAGGCGUCUGAUGCCCUUAAACACCCCGUUCAUAGACUCCACAAGAUUUGUAGUCAUGUGCCCCCAUCGCUUCCCGUUGUCGUAUGAUCUGGUCCAUUUCUCUCUAGCAAGAUUGUCUACCCAUCUGCCUGCAUCUGGAUUUGCCGCUACAAUUUCAUGUCGAUAAUAUUGGAACGUCGGUUGAGUCAACGUAUAUCCGGCAUUGACAAGAGUCUUCCGAAGAGCCCUGUCCUUUAUCUCCCGCAUGAAAUUUUGUGCAAUGUGUCGAAUACAGUAAACAUGCGUUGAGGUUGGGUUUUGCCACCCGUUUGCUGGAUUGUUGUACGCACUCUCGAUGGCAGCAUGUCUGUCUGAAAUCAAGCAAAGUCCAGGUUGGGGGCAACGUGUGUCCGAAGAUUUCUGAGAAAGAAACCCCAACCUCCAGCAGUUUCUCCUUCCACAAGAGCGAACGCAACAGGAAAGAUGUUACUAUUUCCGUCUUGAGCCACAGCCAUCAACAUGGUGCCUUUAUAUUUUCCGUACAACCAAGUUCCAUCUAUUUGAAGAAUUGGUUUGCAAUAUGAAAAUCCUUGUACACAUGGGCGGAAAGCCCAGAAGAGCCUGUGGAAUAUCACAUUUCCUUGAAGGGAUGUUCCGUCUGGAGAUUGCGCCGGAAGGGUCUCUAAAAUAGUAACGGUUCCAGGAGCAUAAAUUUUAAGCGCAUAUAAGAAAUGUGGGAGUCGUUUGUACGAAUCCUCCCAAUUUCCAUACACAACUUCGAUCGCUUUGGUCUUCGCCAGCCACGCCUUUCUAUAAGACGGAGUGUAGUUGUAUGUUGCAACGAUAUGAGAGAUUAUCGUUUUCACCUUUAACGAUGGAUCUUUUUCAACUAGAGGCAAGAUUUCUUGACAAAUAAUGUCAUAACUUAGCUUACGGUGAUCUUGUGAAACAUUUGUGUUAACACAUGUGUGAUCUUGGGAAAUAUAUCCUAUAACCCAUGAAUCACUUCUCUUCCUGUAUGAUGCAUGCAACCUGAAUCCACAAUUAGUGUUUCUACAAUAAAUUUUGUACCUCUCGACAUUGGCGCGAUCAACUCUAAAAUCAACAUUGUUAGCCAUAUGAAAUCUUUUUAUGGCCAUGAUACAUGCCUCCUUAGAACGAAAUCUGUCUCCUACUUUUAACCGUUGAUCUGUUUGAGUGUAUGGAUCAUAGAAAAUAUCAGUCGAUGGUUCGUCAUCCGCUUCAAAAUUCAAGUUCCUCAUGUGCGCUGGAGGCAUAUGCACUUGAUCUCGUGGUACAACAACUUCCGGUUCAUCUUCACUUUCCUCGUUGACCAAGUUAUCAACUUCUAUUUCCGGUGCUUCUUCUUCUUCAUCUACAACGUCGACCUCUGCUUGCUCGUCUCCAAGUGCAUCAAUGACUUGUGACUCAACCAUUUGUGUGGGUUCAACUUCUGGUAGAGUAACAUACAGUUCUAUGCAGUCGUAACCAGAAUACUCAUGAUUGGCAAACAUAUUCUGCAUUUCUUCAUCGUCUUUGAUCUCAACUUGGAUAAACUUGACCGGGUUGUCCCCACGAAGAAAUCGAUAUUGGUAAAAAAUCUGGGAUACACCACCCAUUGCAAGCUUCGUCUCUAAUCUCCCUUUGAAGUAACUGAAAUUUACUUUUCUGCUUAAACAAAAUCGUUUAACCUCGGUGUUUCUAAACAGAAAACCAACUUCUUCGUUGUCAUAUGUCUCGCCAAAAACAUGAGCGUUGAUAAUGUAUUGUGGAGGGGCCAUUGUUGAGUGGGUAAAGAGUGUUAUUUCAGUUGUGAAAUGAGAUGUGUAAUGAGUUGUGUUAUUUUCCACAUUAGAGGUAUGCUUUUAUCAUCACAAACUUACUGUGUUGAGUUGAGAUCAUUAUGACACUGGUGAACUGCUGCACAGUCGACUUGACCAGACUCCAUCACACUGAGCAGUACAUACUGUACAAUCACAUGCGAAUAAAGUUGACGGAAAAUGAAUGCCUGAAUCGUCACAAACGUACUGAGUUGAUUUGAGGUGUGCUUGACACUGGUGAACUGCAGCUUUGCCGACUUGACCAGACCCAACCAUACUGAGCAGCGCACACUGUAUAAUCACAUGCGAAGACUGUAUGCUAAUUAUUUUCGGUGAAACAGCAGCUAGAAAAAACCCUAAACCCUAAAAAUACAAAAAAUAACAUAGAAAACCCUAACCCUAAUUUUUGAAAAAAAAGGGGUUGCAUGUUGGCGCCACCUGGGGUGGCGCAUUAGUACAAAAUUCCACAGAAUGGCGCCACCUGGGGUGGCGCAUUAGUGUGUUUUAUUUUUUUUUUUUGCCCUAAUUUUGUUACGUGGUCCCCACUGCCAAAACCCUAGACUAAUCUGCCAGCAUGUGAUCUACCUGCAUCAUAUUACUGUACGCAUGCAUGCUUAGACAAUUCAGCACAGAACACGGGAUGCAGGCCUAGUCUAUUCUGCCAGAGACAUAAAAUGCAUGGUCAUUUCAACACAGAAUGCAUGUGAACCCAUAUUUAUCACUUUGAUAUCUGUAUCACAUGCAUGCUCACCACUUGGCCAUCAUGCACUAAACAUCAGCAACCACCACCCCUCUAUAAAUACUCUCAUAGAAUACUUUCUUCUCACCGACAUAUCUUCUUCUUCUUCAAAAAACCACUUUGCAUUUCCAAAUCCGCAGAAAAGUAAAGGAGUUCUUGAAAAUGGCCCAACAACUUCUUACAAUGGGUGAAACACACAGAGGAACUAGAGCAAACUUGGCGACAUUUGUAAGUUCAUACUUAUUUAUUUAUAAACAUCAAUGCGUAUAUGACAUCCAGUUUAAUCGAUUUAUUUGUGGUUCUUAGGCUGUUGACCGAUUCCGUACACGGUCUCACGCUUAUGUUGAACCCGACGAGAGGAUUAUUCCGAAUCUACAAGCAUGUGGCUUCGGACAUAUCAUAAAAAUGCACAACAACACCAUAGACAGAAAAUUCAUCCUUGCCUUACAAGAGAGAUGGAGGCCUGAAACCCACACGUUUCAUCUUCCAAUAGGUGAGUGUACUGUUACUCUAGAAGAUGUUUAUAUGUUGCUUGGUCUGCCCAUUGAUGGCAAGGCUGUUAAUGGAUCUGUUCAACAUGCUAAUUCACUGUGUGAGAGAGUGUUGGGAAGAGAUCUAGUUGUGCCUACUCAAGGUUCAAGAGGCCAGGGUAUCAGUCUGGCCUCCCUUAGAGCUUAUUAUGAUGAACUCGUCUUGAUGGACAACUCUACCGAGGAGCAUGUUUGGUUAAUGACUAAGGUUUAUAUAAUGUUGAUGUUUGGUAACCUUUUAUUCCCGGAGUCGACAGGUAACACUGUCAACUUUUUUUAUUUAAGUAAAUUUGAUAGUAUUAGCAAGAUUAGGAAAUAUAGUUGGGGGUAUGCCGUUUUGGCGAUGUUAUACCAAUCGCUUUGUAAGAACACGGUUGUCGAGAAGUGCACCUUCUAUGGAUGUGCGUUCCUCCUACAAGUAUGGGGUUGGUGGAGACUGCCGACGCUAUCCCCUGCAGGCAGGAACAACUACACGUUCCCUUAUGCAACAAGGUUCUGUGGUCCUAAAUUGGAUUACAGUAAGAAUCCGAGGGGGAGUGUUAUUUUGUAUCGGGACCUAAUUGAUCACCUCUGAGCUGAAGAUUUUAAUUGGAGACCAUACUUGAUGCUAGACCAUGAGCCAAACGAGAGUGACCGGGAAGUUUGGACUGCAGUGACACCUAUAAUAAGGUUCAACAUCGUGGAGAUGCACCAAUCUGACCGUGUGAGACUACAGUUUGGCAUGCAUCAACCAAUCUCGGAUCCCCCCACUGAUUUGGGGCUGGCAUAUUAAAAGAGUUAACAAUCAAUGGGACCACGCAGAUUAUCGUACAUUCGCACCUGAAUUUUGUGAGAUGUGGAAGUAGCGUCGCAGCCGUCUGCUACAAUUCCCUGUUGCCCAACUCCCCAUGUUUCCAACCGCGGAAUACGUUGCUUGGUUUAGAACAGUCACAACCCCCGAUAUGUAUGUGUCUGACCCCUACUACCUACACGACCCCCGCCAACAACAAUACGCACAACAACCACCCCAACAACCACCCCAACAACGCCAACAACGCCAACAACGCCGACAACGCCAAUCAUCCGAACAACCUUACCAUGAAGAAUAUCAAACAACACCAACAACGCCCUACCAAAGUCAACCCAUCCAACAACAAUCAUGGGGCUUCACCCAACAACUCCAUGACGCCGACCCCUCCACUAGGCUACCCGUCCAACAACAAUCAUGGGGCUUCACCCAACAACUCCAUGACGCCGACCCCUCCACUAGGCUACCCGUCCAACAACAAUCAUGGGGCUUCACCCAACAACACUACGACGUCGGCCCCUCCACCUCCACUAGGCAACCCAUCCAACAACAAUCAUGGGGCUUCACCCAACAACACGGCGACGCCGGUCCCUCCAACUCCAAUAGGCAACCCAGCCCCGACAUGGGUCUAGAUGACGAAUACGACCCGAACGAGCAAAUGACCACUCAAUCGUCACAGUACCAACAACAUGGAUACUCCACACCCCAAUUUUCACAACACCAACAAUAUGGGUACACAACACCCCAACAAACAAUGCCAUUUUUCCAAGGCCAAUCAAGUGCUGGGUUUUACCGACCAUAUGACGCAACUCCACCGCCAAGACCAAUCUUUGAGGGCAUGGGGACCCGACUAUUUGACAGCAGCAUACAAGAAUACAUGUCCAACGAGCGCAUGGAGGGGCUAAUCCGAGGACCAUCUACCCAGACACAACAAGAACAACCAAGGAAUAGGGGGGUCGUGGAGAAGUGGGUCGUCGAGAUCCUUCCAACCGGAUUCGAAUAGUUCCAGAUUGCGGAACUGGCGGUGAGAGGGGUCAUGGUCCGGCUCCGGGUCGGAGGGGUCAUGGUCGGAGGGGUCGUGAAUAGCAUAAUAUCCAUGUUUUAAAAAUUUUCCUUUUUUUCCGUAUUUGUAAUGUUUGUACUGUAUGACCGUAUUUGUAAUGUUGUUUCUGCAUUUCUCGUAUUUGUAAUGUUUGGAAUGAAUGACAUGUGGUGUUUCAUUAUUUAUUUAAUUGUUAAAACAAUUUUUAAAAAAU